Molecule: messenger RNA, 1671 nt
Organism: Kwoniella botswanensis
Lineage: Eukaryota; Fungi; Basidiomycota; Tremellomycetes; Tremellales; Cryptococcaceae
Exons: 11
Coding region: 1-1671 (556 amino acids)
Biological process (GO): amino acid transmembrane transport
Cellular component (GO): membrane
Molecular function (GO): amino acid transmembrane transporter activity
Source: RefSeq, a predicted model, not a curated record
AUGUCGAUUGAGAGAUACAACCAACCCAUGCCAUUCGAGGAGGGGGAGAAGAAGGACCUGCCAGCUGAUACCUAUUCGGGUCCAGCUGGUGAGGAGAUCCGACCCAGGGAGGAAGAGACUCACAGAGAGUUGAAGAGUAGACAGAUCAGUAUGAUUGCUAUUGGUGGUGCUAUCGGUACUGGUUUGGUCAUUGGUUCAGGUACUUCCCUAGCUAGAUCAGGUCCUGGUUCAGUCUUCGUCGCGUAUUGUAUCAUGGGUAUCGUCUGUUUUGGUGUGCUCUUAGCACUCGGUGAAAUGAGUACCAAAUAUCCUACCAAGAAAGGGUUCGCCGGUCAUGCUACGAGAUGUGUGGAUCCAGCUUUCGGUUUUGCAACUGCUGUCAUUUAUUUGUGUAAAUAUCUGAUCCUCUCACCCAACCAAAUCGUCGCGGGCUCCUUGGUCAUCGGAUACUGGAACCAGUCUGUGAACAAGGCCGCCUGGGUAUCAAUCUUAAUCGUCUUCGUCAUCGCCAUCAAUACAUUGGGUAUCAAAUGGUUCGGAGAAGUUGAAUUCUGGCUCUCAUUCAUCAAAAUCAUUACUCUCACUGGUUUGAUCCUCUUAGGAUUGAUCAUAGAUCUCGGAGGUGUGCCAGGACAAGAUCGAUUGGGUUUCGCUUAUUGGAAACAUGGUCGUGCUUUCAAACCAUACAAGCUUACCGGUGAUACUGGUAAAUUCCUCGGAUGGUGGAAUGCUAUGGUCCUCGCUCUCUUCGCAUACACUGGUUCAGAAUUAGUAGCCAUCACCGUUGGAGAAGCUAGAAACCCCAGGAAGACGGUGCCAGCAGCGAUUAAAAAAACUUUCUUCAGAAUCAUUUUCUUCUACAUCUUCUGUAUCUUGAUCGUCGGUAUGAUUGUCGAUUCGAAUUCCUCUUUGCUCGCACAAGCCGCGAAAGCGGGUACCUCAGGUGGUGCUUCGGCUUCUCCGUUCGUCGUAGCCAUCAAAGCUGCUGGUAUCAAGGGACUCCCAUCUCUUAUCAAUGCUUGUAUUCUCAUCUUCACAAUGUCCGCUGCCAAUUCUGAUCAAUACGUUGCCACACGUACCCUUUAUGGAAUGGCCAAAGAUGGACACGCACCUAGAAUCUUCACUAAAUGUACUAAGAGAGGUGUACCUUGGGUAGCAUUCAUCUUCACUGGUGCGUUCAUGGGAUUGGCCUACUUGGUUGCCUCCGCCGAUGCGUUGAAGAUUUUCAACUACUUCGUCAACACCGUUACCAUUUUAGGGGGUCUCACUUGGGUAUCUAUCCUCGCUUCCCACGUAGCUUUCAUGAGGGGUAUGAAAGCUCAGGGUAUCUCGAGAGAUACAUUACCUUACAAAGCUCCUUUCGAACCUUACCUCACAUACUUCUCCCUCUUCAUGAUUUGUCUCGUAUGUUUCUUCAAAGGAUUCGACGCGUUCAUGCCAUUCGAUUAUAAGACUUUCAUCACCAACUAUAUCGGUAUUCCAGUUUAUGUGAUUGCUUACGUCGGUUACAAACUCUUCCACCGAACCAAAGCUGUCAAGAUGCACGAGAUGGACCUCACCUCGGGAUCAAGAGAGUUCUUUGAUAUCGACGAUAGUGAGACGGAUGAGGAUCUACGAUAUCAAUCUCUCACUUGGAAAGAGAAGAUUGUCUAUCAAAUCAAGAAUUGGUAG